CUCCUUUUGUCAUCAGUGCACCAAUAUGUUAGGCUUACUCUCUCUGUUGUAGCCUCAUCCUUCUGCUUGGUCUUUUCAUUUUCCUUUCCUUAUGCAACUUGUCUGAUCCUUGUUCAUUGAAGGGUAAUGUUAAGAAGGGAUAUAUUUGUUCGAACUGCCAAAAAGAAUCAGUUAAAAUAUUAAAUUUUAAUAGUCAAAACCUUGAUUCUCCCACCCCCAGUGUAAUGGGCACUAGCACUUGCUACUGCAAUUUAUAAAUAAGUUAAACAAACUUUGACUGCCUUAGAAGGCAAAAGUACUAAUGCAGAAUUUAUAAACAGGGGUUUACAGAGGUAAACAAUUUGGUACAGAGGCACCAAAACUUUGUCGAAUCUUUCAAGAUAAAUUCUGACCAAUGGAAAAAGAUUCUAAAAUAAAUUUCUUUGAUGUUUCUUUUUAAUUGUUUCAUUGGACUAUUUGCUUUUACCAGUAAAUCCCUGACUGAGACGUUAUGAAAGUGAUAUUGCACCUAGGAAGUCAUUUUUAUAACCUGUCUUCACUUUGGUCCUUUUGCUAGAGAUUGCAGUCACUGCUCAAUUAUUAUACCAUUGGGCGGAGGGGACGAGCGCUGCACGUGCACGUGCUCUGUUAUCUGGUAGUCCUGGACGCAUCUACUAGAAGACUGUGUUCCAGAAGGGUUUAUUAUUUACUUUUUAAAAAAAGACUGUGAUGAUAAUUGUUCGUUUCCUACCUAUUUAUUGUUUAAAAACAAUAAUAGGAUCUCAUUGAUAAGCAGUUAAACUUCUGAGUGUCAAUAAUGGAAUAUUGUUGACGAGUAGUUAAAUUUCCAGAUUUGUUUUAUCUGUAUGAUUUAAAGACCAAAAAAACCAUUAAUUCCAUAAAUAUAAAGUGACCAGACACAAGUGCUGGUUAAUUUUCAUUUAAUACUUCAGGACUCAAAACAAACCGAUUUUUAAAAAUUAUUUUCUUUGAUAAUAUCCAAGAUUUAGCCUGAUAAAACUCAAAUUUCUUGCCCAAAGGUAUAAUAUGUAUAUAUCUAUAUAUAUGUAUGUGUGUGUGUGUAACAAGAAAAACAAAACAAAAAACAACUGUUUACACCAGUCUGAGUGAAAUGAUGAGGGAAGUAAACAUUGUGUUUUUUCACUAAAGGUGAACACUGGGUAAGGUAAGUCCUUUCCGUUACAUCACAAUGAAAAGCGCAAGUUGUGAUGUAAAACAGCUGUGGUAGUAAAGUGCUUGUCUGCCCCAUUUUGCUUUGUUUGGCUGGUUAUGAGUGAAUUAAAUAUAUAUUUACUUUUUAAAAAUCUCCAGCAUAGAUCAAUUAGUUGAAAGUCAAUUUUCUUCGCAACUAGUCCUUUUCACAGCUUGCCACUUACCUCCCGCAACCAGUUGUUGAAUCAAACCAGGCUUGUCCUUAAGGGCAAGUAGCUGUCGUUUUUUUAUGUAAAAAUUUCUUUUGAUUGGAAAGUGUCUUUCAAAAAACAAAAGUUAAACAUAUACUGAUAUAUCGUUUCUUCUGUUGUUUAAAAUGCAUUCCCCCCCACCCCUCAUUCAAGCAUUUAAGAUAUUCAUCACCAGUUUAAGGGAUAGACGGGAUGCUUUCGGAACAAAAUUGUGAUUGUAUACUGGAGGACCAGGAGUUCAUGGUCAUCCUCUCUUACUUACUGAGUUUGAGGCCAGCCUGGACUACAUGAGACCCUGCCUUAUUAAAACAGACAAACAAAAAAAAGAAACUUGUAAAGUUCUUUAUUGUCAACUCCCAUUGACGGAUCCCCUCACUUAGCUUUGCCAUAAGGACCCGGAAUUCUCUCCAGCUGGGCCUACCACUGAGGGCUGUUGGGUUUAAUCCAGGAAAGGAGGGAUCGGAUGGAAGCUGUGAGAAUGGCUUUUGUUUGGUUCACUGUAGCUUUCUGGUCUCUGCACUUCAGGCAAGAUCUAACCACCCAGACCUAAUGUUUAAGUGAACUAUUAGCCUAAUUUUAUGUCUCAACUUAAUUCUGUGUUCCUGUUACAGGGAGAACAGACCCUAUUCCAAUCGUUGUCAAGUAUGAUGUCAUGGGCAUGGGUCGAAUGGAAAUGGAGCUGGAUUAUGCCGAGGAUGCUACCGAACGGCGUCGUGUCCUAGAAGUAGAAAAAGAAGACACAGAGGAGCUGAGGCAGAAGUACAAGGAUUAUGUUGACAAAGAAAAGGCAAUUGCAAAAGCCUUAGAAGAUCUCAGAGCCAACUUUUACUGUGAACUUUGUGAUAAACAGUAUCAGAAACAUCAGGAAUUUGACAACCACAUCAAUUCUUAUGAUCAUGCACACAAGCAGCUGAUGUUUUGAGAGCAAAUCCUUCUAAUUUGGGAGCCCAGAUCACAAGAAGAUUAAAAGAUCUCAAGCAGAGAGAGUUUGCCCGAAAUGUGUCUUCAAGAUCCCGCAAAGACGAGAAGAAACAAGAAAAAGCCCUUCGGCGGCUCCAUGAGUUGGCAGAGCAAAGAAAACAAGCUGAAUGUGCACCGGGAAGUGGGCCCAUGUUCCGACCAACCACGGUAGCUGUAGACGAGGAUGGUGGAGAGGAGGAUAAAGACGAGUCGUCAACCAACAGUGGUGCAAGUGCUGUUUCUUCUUGUGGCUUUGGAGCUGACUUCUCCACAGAUAAAGGGGGCUCUUUCACGUCAGUACAGAUCACUAAUACCACUGGACAGUCACAGGCUCCUGGCUUAGCCUCCCAAGGUAUUAGCUUUGGCAUUAAGAAUAAUCUGGGACCCCCACUGCAGAAAUUGGGAGUAUCAUUUUCCUUUGCCAAGAAAGCUCCCGUCAAACUUGAAUCAAUAGCAUCCGUUUUCAAGGACCAUGCAGAGGAAGGGAGCUCAGAAGAUGGAACGAAGGCUGAUGAGAAGAGCUCUGACCAAGGGGUGCAGAAGGUGGGAGAUACUGAUGGCACUGGUAAUCUUGAUGGAAAGAAAGAAGAUGAAGACCCUCAGGAUGGAGGGUCCCUUGCCUCAACACUGUCCAAGUUGAAAAGGAUGAAACGGGAAGAAGGAACAGGGGCUACAGAGCCAGAAUAUUACCACUACAUCCCCCCAGCACACUGCAAGGUCAAACCUAAUUUCCCCUUCUUACUCUUUAUGAGAGCCAGUGAACAGAUGGAAGGGGAUCAUAGUGCACACUCAAAGAAUGCCCCCGAGAACAGAAAAAGCAGCUCUCCCAGGCCUCAAGGCUGUAGUAAGGCAGCAGCAAGCCAAGGAGCAGAAAAAACAGUGAGUGAAGUUUCUGAGCUGCAAAAGGAAGCCGCUGUGGCUGGGCCUUCAGAGCAUGGAGUCAAAACUGAAACUAAGAAAGGCUCGGGAGGAGGGGGAGAUGAGCAGAAUGUAGAGAGUAGGGAGACGUCAGAGAGCCCAAUGUGUGAGUCCAAUCCUAAAGACAUUUCUCAGGCCACCCCAGCAACAAAAGCAGGCCAGGGACCCAAGCAUCCCACUGGUCCAUUCUUUCCAGUUUUAAGCAAGGAUGAAAGCACUGCUCUCCAGUGGCCAUCAGAACUACUCAUUUUCACCAAAGCAGAGCCUUCCAUCUCCUACAGUUGUAAUCCUUUAUACUUUGACUUUAAACUUUCAAGAAACAAAGAUGCUAAAGCUAAAGGGACAGAAAAGCCAAAAGAUGUUGGAGGCUCCUCAAAGGAUCAUCUCCAGAGCGUUGAUCCUAGAGAACCGAAUAAAAGCCAGGCAGAGGGGCAGGACGUAGUGCUCUCUUCAGAAGGCAGAGUGGAUGAACCUGCUUCAGGGGCUGCCUGUAGCAGCCUGAACAAGCAGGAGCCUGGGGGUAGCCAUAUGUCAGAAACUGAAGACACUGGGAGAAGCCAUCCUAGCAAGAAAGAACCAUCAGGCAAGUCUCACAGACACAAGAAGAAAAAGAAACACAAAAAAUCCAGCAAGCACAAACGUAAACACAAGGCUGACACAGAAGAGAAGAGUUCUAAGGCAGAGUCUGGGGAGAAAUCUAAGAAGCGCAAGAAACGAAAACGGAAGAAGAACAAAUCAUCAGCCACAGCUGAUUCUGAACGCGGACCCAAACCAGAACCUCCUGGAAGCGGCAGCCCGGCACCACCGAGAAGGCGGCGCCGAGCUCAAGAUGAUUCCCAGCGGAGAUCCCUUCCUGCUGAAGAAGGAAACAGUGGCAAGAAGGAUGAUGGUGGGGGUGGUAGCAGUUGCCAAGAUCACAGUGGGAGGAAGCACAAAGGUGAACCACCAACUUCCUCCUGCCAGCGGAGAGCUAACACCAAACAUAGCAGCCGGUCCAGCCAUCGGAGCCAACCCAGUAGUGAUGAUAGUGAUGACGCUUCCUCACACCGUCUGCACCAGAAGUCUCCAUCCCAGUACAGUGAAGAGGAGGAGGAGGAAGAGGAGGAGGAGGAGGAAGAGGAAGAUGAAGACUCGGGUAGUGAGCAUUCUCGUAGCCGCUCUCGAUCUGGCCAUCGCCAUUCCUCACAUCGUUCCUCCCGGCGCUCUUACUCUAGCAGCUCUGACGCCUCUUCAGACCAGAGCUGCUAUAGUAGACAGCACAGUUACUCUGAUGAUAGCUACAGUGACUAUAGCGACCGAUCACGAAGGCACUCCAAGCGCUCUCACGAUUCAGAUGAUUCAGACUAUACCAGCUCCAAACACAGGUCUAAACGACACAAAUACUCAUCAUCUGAUGAUGACUAUAGUCUCAGUUGCAGCCAGUCCCGAAGCCGAUCUCGGAGUCAUACAAGGGAGCGAUCAAGAUCCCGGGGUCGAAGCCGCAGUAGCAGCUGUAGUCGCAGUCGAAGCAAGAGAAGAAGUCGCAGCACCACAGCCCACAGCUGGCAGCGAAGCCGAAGCUAUAGCCGGGACCGGAGCCGCAGCACCAGGAGCCCUUCUCAGAGAUCAGGCUCUAGAAAGGGCUCAUGGGGUCAUGAGAGCCCAGAGGAAAGGCGCUCUGGCCGCCGGGAUUUCAUUCGUUCAAAGAUCUACCGCUCUCAAUCCCCCCACUAUUUCCGAUCAGGUCGGGGAGAAGGUCCUGGAAAGAAAGAAGAUGGCAGAGGAGAUGACAGUAAAGGAGCAGGCCUGCCCUCCCAGAAUAGCAAUACUGGCACAGGAAGGGGGUCAGAAAGUGACUGCAGUCCUGAAGAUAAGAAUUCUGUUACUGCCAGACUGCUGCUAGAGAAGAUCCAGUCCAGGAAAGUGGAGAGGAAACCCAAUGUGUGUGAGGAGGUGCUGGCCACCCCUAAUAAGGCUGGGCUUAAGUACAAGAACCCCCCACAAGGUUACUUUGGGCCUAAGCUCCCCCCGUCUCUUGGUAAUAAGCCUGUUCUUCCAAUGAUAGGGAAGCUUCCAGCUACCCGGAAGUCCAAUAAGAAAUGUGAAGAGUCUGGCUUAGAAAGGGGAGAAGAGCAGGAACAUUCAGAGCCAGAAGAAGGGUCCCCAAGGAGUAGUGAUGCUCCAUUUGGGCAUCAGUUCUCAGAGGAAGCAGCUGGUCCCUUAUCAGACCCUCCCCCAGAAGAGCCAAAGUCUGAAGAAGCUACUGCUGAUCACUCUGUGGCCCCUCUAGGCACCCCAGCCCACACUGACUGCUACCCUGGGGAUCCAGCCAUCUCCCGUAACUACCUCCCGGACCCCAGCGAUGGGGAUGCUCUGGAGUCUCUGGAUAGUGGCAGUCAGCCAGGCCCUGUGGAAUCCAGCUUGCUGCCUAUAGCCCCAGACCUUGAGCACUUCCCCAGUUAUGCACCUCCCAGUGGGGAACCUAGUAUUGAAUCAACAGAUGGGACUGAGGAUGCCUCCUUGGCUCCUCUCGAGAGCCAGCCCAUCACCUUCACCCCCGAGGAGAUGGAGAAGUACAGCAAGCUCCAGCAGGCUGCACAGCAGCACAUCCAGCAGCAGCUGCUGGCCAAACAAGUGAAGGCCUUUCCAGCCUCCACCGCCCUAGCUCCAGCCACACCAGCCCUGCAGCCCAUCCACAUUCAGCAGCCAGCCACAGCCUCUGCCACCUCCAUCACCACUGUUCAGCAUGCCAUCCUACAGCAUCAUGCUGCAGCUGCUGCCGCCGCCAUUGGCAUUCACCCUCACCCCCACCCUCAGCCGCUUGCUCAAGUACAUCAUAUUCCCCAGCCCCAUCUAACCCCUAUUUCUUUGUCCCAUCUCACUCACUCAAUUAUCCCUGGCCACCCUGCCACCUUUCUAGCUAGCCACCCUAUCCAUAUAAUUCCUGCCUCAGCCAUCCAUCCUGGACCCUUUACCUUUCAUCCCGUCCCACACGCUGCCCUCUACCCCACCCUGCUUGCCCCACGGCCUGCUGCAGCAGCUGCCACGGCCCUCCAUCUUCACCCACUGCUUCACCCCAUCUUCUCAGGUCAGGACCUGCAGCACCCUCCCAGCCAUGGGACUUGAGUUGGGAGUCGGAAGCCUGUGUUGAGCCAGGGAAGGUGACCUAUUCUUCCCUUGGGGGUGUUGAGCCAUUUAUACCAGCAAGUAAAAGCUGGAACGGGCAGUGUCUUGACAGCCAAAGAAAUGAGUUUUGGCUUGCAGGGAUGGAUUUAGAUUUGAGGUUUGCUUUGGGUUUACUAUCAGGGAUAUUUACCCCCUUUCUAUUAGUCCCUCCCUCCUGUGUUUCUAAGCUAGGGAACACCAGUAAGUGCUACCCACAGUCCUCUGCAGCAACAUCUCCAGACUGUCAAGUAAUCCUCCUUCCUUCCUCUACUUUCUGAUCCUCUGCACUUCCCCUCUGUAAGUUCAAAACAUUUUCCUCCUCUAAUGGGUUGUCACCAAAGCACUUGCCACGGGCCCAUCUGGUCCUGCCUUCUCAGUGCCACGAGGAAGGCCAGGCUGUCUCUUCAGUGGUGAAAACUCCACUUUUCGGCAGUGUCUUUGACUAUCCGUUUGUGACACGUUAUCCCAGGUGAGGUGGAAGAGGGAGUCUAACCUAGAACCAAAAGCAACUCAGGCUGCAAUUUGAUCUACUUUCCUUAUAAACAGAGCCAUGCACUUGGCACUACUGUCCUCAUGCCCCUCAUCCCAGAAGAGGCAUCUACAUAUCCCAGAAAAGAAGAUCCUAUCGUGAGUAGAAGCUACACUGAUCAUAGGGUCACCCAUGUGCUUCCCAGAAAGGAGCUCGUGUCUGAAGGGUAUAUUUCCUUCUGUUAUGUUGAUGUUUUCUUCUUAAUUUAUAGGAUUUUUUAAUGUAAAAUUGCACUGAACUCUAUAAACAUAAAUGCUGCUUUUUGUAGCUCAUAUUAAAAAGGUUCCGUAUUUGUAGUAUACUGCAAUAAUAUUUUUUACAUCCAGCUCUUUAAGUGAUCCUUGUUCUGGUGGCUUUCUGUAAAUAUGUUUGCCCUAGUUGAAGUAAGAAACUUUAAAGGUUAUAAAA
This is a messenger RNA of Mus caroli (Ryukyu mouse), 7362 nucleotides long. It is a transcript of the gene Gpatch8, whose product is annotated as G-patch domain containing 8. Gene Ontology annotation, cellular component: nucleus. NCBI's taxonomy places the organism in Eukaryota, Metazoa, Chordata, Mammalia, Rodentia, Muridae. Gene Ontology annotation, molecular function: nucleic acid binding. The record is from RefSeq and is a predicted model, not a curated record.